CCGCUGGCUCUGUACUACGAGACCCUGUGCCCUUAUUGCUCCAAUUUUAUCGUCAACUACCUCGCCAAGAUCUUCGAGAAUGGGCUGAUCGACAUAGUCGAUCUCGAUCUCGUCCCCUACGGCAACGCCAGGGUCGGAUCCAACGGUACCAUCUCUUGCCAGCAUGGUCCAUAUGAAUGCGUGCUGAACACUGUAGAAGCCUGUGCAAUCAGUGUCUGGCCUGAUGUGAACGUGCAUUUCAGUUUCAUCUAUUGUGUUGAGAGUUUGGUGGUGGAACAUAAAUACCUUGAGUGGGAAUCCUGCUUCUCAAAAACCGGGUUAGACUCACAUGCUGUUUUGGAUUGCUACGAAAGCGGAUAUGGGAAAAAGCUUGAAUUACAGUAUGCAGAACAAACGGAUUCUCUUCAGCCGCCUCACACAUAUGUGCCUUGGGUGGUGGUGGAUGGACAGCCUCUUUAUGAUGAUUAUGAAUAUUUUGAAGCCUACAUCUGCAAAGCUUAUAGCGGUGAGCUGCCAAAGGCUUGUGCAGGACUGUCUCUUAAGACCAGAGCGGAGAAUAAACCGAAUGACAAAGUGUGCUUCAUUGACAAGAUGACCAGCUCUGCCAUGACCAUGAAGGAUGAUGAUAUGAAGAUUGAAAUGAUAAUUUAGACCUCCACUGUGACUCCAUGUAAAACCCACAAUCAUCUAUCUUCUAAUCAAAAGCCAGUAACAUUAUAGUGAGCCAUGCUCUGCCAUUCCAUGGCCAUCCUGUUAAUAGGAAUCCUUAUUUGCUGUUUCUUUCCAUAUGAACCAUAUAUGUGUAUAUGUGAAUAAAACAGUGCUCCGCAGGUGUCAUCAUUUCCGAUUGGUCGCAGCAAUUAAGUCAGGUUUCACUUCAUGCAUAGCUAGCCGAUUCCUUGUAUGCCAGAAGCCACUAGAGUAAUGCUAAAGGAUUAAGACUUGCAUACUCCCAAAAUGCAUUGCACUGCCUUAUGUGGAUCAGAUUUUGGGGUCUGCCGUCUGUGUGAGUACUUGAUUGUUCCUGCAUAAGCAUCCUGUCCAAAAUAAAACUGUUUGUCCACUUGUUUU
Molecule: messenger RNA, 1071 nt
Organism: Elaeis guineensis (African oil palm)
Lineage: Eukaryota; Viridiplantae; Streptophyta; Magnoliopsida; Arecales; Arecaceae
Product: gamma-interferon-responsive lysosomal thiol protein
Molecular function (GO): oxidoreductase activity, acting on a sulfur group of donors, disulfide as acceptor
Source: RefSeq, a predicted model, not a curated record